UUGUAAAUUGACAACGAGAGGCAGCAAAUGACAAAUCAUAGCGAGCCCUGGCAAUUGGAUCAGAUAAUAUUGAAUAGGCAGUGUAAAUUUGGAUGAAAUUAUGGGUAUUGGCCUGUGAAGAAGUGGCAAUAUCGGGAUGCUAAAUUUUUGCAAGAGUACGGUAUGCAGCCUUGAACUGUGGAUGGGAAGCAGCGGUUUAUGUAGUUUCUGUCUCUGUCUCUGUCUUACAUCAUUUUUUCAAGUUUCUAGAGGACCUCAGCUUCUUUACAAGUCCAAUUUCAUAGCUUUCUUUGUAACCAACCAUGUUCAAGUUUAAAUAUACUUGGCUUUCUGAAUCUUCUACUCUCUCUAUUCAAUUCAAAAGAUAUCUUGUACGUGUUUCCACUUUAACUGACUCUGAAACUGAAAUUGAUCAUUCCUUAAAUUCUUCCAUAAUCCAAGAUAAAGACUUGCUCCUCAAAAGCCACCAACAUUCAGGUACCGGCCUUCAUGUUCUCGACCUCGUUAACCGCGGGUCAAUGGAACCUGAUAGAAGUUUAUACAAUACGUUGCUUAAAAGAUGCACCCAUUUAAAGAAACUUAAAGAAGGAAGAAUCCUUCAUGCCCAUAUAGCUGUAUCCGUCUUCAAGGAUGAUCUUGUCAUGCACAACACAAUUAUCAACAUGUAUGCUAAGUGUGGUAGUUUAGAUGAUGCUCGCAAGUUGUUUGAUGUAAUGCCUGUCAAAAAUAUGGUUACUUGGACUGCCUUGAUCACUGGCUAUUCUCAGAAUGACCAACCUCAAAAUGCUCUUGUUUUGUUCCCUCAGAUGUUACGGAUUGGACUGAAACCCAAUCAGUUUACGUUGUCCAGUGUGUUAAAGGCGUCUGGAACUAGGCCUAGUGAUGAGUUUGGCAAGCAAGUUCAUGCGUUUUGUUUGAAAUUUGGUUACGAUUGGAAUGUUUAUGUGGGAAGUUCCCUUUUGGACAUGUAUGCUAGGUUUGGUCGAAUGAGGGAUGCCUGGUUGAUCUUUAAUGAGCUAGAGAGUAAGAAUGACGUUUCUUGGAAUGCUUUGAUUGCUGGCCAUGCUAGGAAGGGUGAAGGAGAGAUUACUCUCGGGACAUUUUCGAAAAUGUUAAGAAAAGGCUUUGAGCCUACCCAUUUCACAUAUUCUAGUGUUUUUACUGCUCUUGCCAGCACAGGGUCUCUGGAGCAAGGCAAAUGGGUUCAUGCACACGUGAUUAAAUCGGGUGGAAAGCUUGUUGCUUUCCUAGGAAACACUCUACUUGACAUGUAUGCUAAAUCGGGUAACAUUGAGGAUGCUAAAAAAGUUUUCAAUCGAUUGUUGAAACCAGAAGUGGUUUCUUGGAAUUCAAUGCUUAUUGGAUAUGCCAAACACGGGCUAGGCAAGGAAGCAGUGAGGUGGUUUGAGGAAAUGCUGAGAAUUGGAGUCGCACCUAACAAAAUAACUUUCCUCUGUGUUCUUACUGCUUGUAGCCAUGCUGGGCUUUUGGAUGAAGGGCAACAUUAUUUUGAAGUGAUGAAGAAAUACGGCGUAGAGCCACAGGAGUCACAUUAUGUGACUAUUGUUGAUCUUCUUGGUCGAGCAGGACUUCUUGAUCGAGCUGUGAAGUUUAUAAGAGAAAUGCCAAUAAAACCCACUGCAGCUGUUUGGGGAGCCUUGCUUGGCGCAUGUAGGAUGCAUAAGAACAUGGAAUUAGGUGCUUAUGCUGCUGAACGUGUUUUCGAACUUGAUCCACAUGAUUCAGGGCCUCAUGUAUUGCUUGCUAACAUCUAUGCCUCUGCUGGUAGACUGGGUGAUGCUGCGAAAGUGAGGAAGAUGAUGAAAGAGAGUGGGGUAAAGAAGGAACCUGCUUGUAGUUGGGUAGAGACCAAGAAUGCAGUUCACAUGUUUGUGGCGAAUGAUGAUGCCCAUCCUCAGAGAGAGGAGAUCCUCCAUAUGUGGGAGGAAAUUAGUGGAAAGAUCAAAGCGAUUGGUUAUGUCCCAGACAGUAGCCAUGUACUCUUCUAUGCAGACCAGCAGGAGAGGGAGGCAAGGUUGCAGUUACAUAGUGAGAAGCUUGCUCUGGCAUUUGCACUUAUCAGCACACCUCCUGGAUCCACCAUUCAGAUCAAGAAGAAUAUCAGAGUUUGUGGUGAUUGUCAUUCAGCCUUUAAGUUUGUAUCAAAGGUUGUGAAAAGGGAAAUCAUUGUGAGAGACAAGAAUCGGUUUCAUCAUUUCUCUAAUGGUUCUUGUUCCUGUGGGGACUACUGGUAAUGCAAGAUAUCAAAUCCCAGUCACCGACAAAAGUAUGAGCUAAAGAAUUUGUUGAUAUGAAACUACUCAAUUACCCACCCCUCUGAGAUAGGAUAUGUAUUGGCAAUGAAUUAAAGUUUUAGACUCCUGACUUGCAAGGAAAAAUUAACUUGUUACAGGGGCAUUCAUGAUCAGUUAAUGGGGGCUAGGAGUGCUAUUUUGAACCAAAUUUGAGGAGAAAUUACUUCCCAUUAGAGUAAAGCAAUACCUGAUGGCAAUCUCUUGUCCAAUUAAAAUCAUUGAUUGCUAGGCAAUCAAUGAAAAUCUGGCAUACAUUCAGGGGACCAAAGGCAGAAACCUGGAAGGUCCUAUGCAUCUUAAGGAUUUUCAUUUUGGAUAAUGUCAUUAUUCUUUGAUACCGAAAGUGGGUAGAUUAACUAGGGAGCAAGCACAAGUUUUGACAGGUUUAGAUACUGAAUUCAAUGAAACCGGUGUCAUAGAUUAGUUAGGGUGAACUCAUUUUGUCUUUCCUUAUAAGUUUCAAAUACUGGAAGUGUAAU
Molecule: messenger RNA, 2794 nt
Organism: Pistacia vera
Lineage: Eukaryota; Viridiplantae; Streptophyta; Magnoliopsida; Sapindales; Anacardiaceae
Product: pentatricopeptide repeat-containing protein At3g24000, mitochondrial
Exons: 1
Coding region: 303-2255 (650 amino acids)
Biological process (GO): RNA modification
Molecular function (GO): zinc ion binding; RNA binding; protein binding
Source: RefSeq, a predicted model, not a curated record